AUGGCAGGUAAAAUCAGACAACCAAUCGAUGAAAAGGCAUUUGCCAAGUACGUGGAUGAAAAUGUGCCGGAGAUCAAGACACCGCUGCAGCUAAAGCAGUUUGGCUUUGGCCAAUCCAAUCCGACAUAUCAAAUCACCGAUGCCGUUGGUAACAAGUUUGUCAUGCGCAAGAAGCCUCCGGGCAAGAUCAUCUCCAAGACGGCGCACAGGGUCGACCGCGAGUACCGCAUCAUCCACGCGCUGCGCGACACCGACAUUGCGGUGCCCAAGGCCUACGCGCUGUGCGAGGACGACAGCGUCAUCGGCACGCCCUUUUACAUCAUGGAGUUUCUCGACGGGCGCAUCUUUGAGGAUUUUACCAUGCCCGGCGUCGGCCCCGAGGAGCGCACCGCGCUGUGGAAGGCCGCCAUCGAGACGCUGGCCCGCUUCCACAAGGUCGACUUCCGCAAGGUCGGCCUGGAAAAGUUUGGCAAGCACGAGGGAUUCUACAGCAGACAGGUGCAGACGUGGACGACCAUUUGCGAGAAGCAGGCCCAGGUGGCGGAUGUCGAGACCGAGGAGCCCGUCGGCCAGCUGCCGCACUUUGAGGAGAUGAUGGCUUUUCUCGGUGACGUAAAGCAGCAGCCCAAGGACAGAGCGACGCUCAUUCACGGCGACUACAAGAUUGACAAUGUCAUCUUUCACAAGACGGAGCCCCGCAUCAUUGGCAUUCUAGACUGGGAAAUGGCCACCAUCGGCCACCCGCUCUCCGAUGUCUGCAACUUCCUGACCCAGUUCUACUUGGCCAAGGCCUCGGAGGGAAUGCACGCCGAGUCGGCCGCCUUCCUGCCCGGCAAGACGCCUGGCCUGCCGCAGCCGGACCAGAUCGUCAAGUGGUACGCCGCCGCCUCGGGGUACGACCCGCUGCCGGAGCUGAACUGGGGCGCGUCUUUCAGCCUCUACAAGCUCGCGGGCAUCCUGCAAGGCAUCGCCGCACGCUACGCGGUGCGACAGGCCAGCAGCGCCCAGGCGCAGGCCUAUGCCGCGGGCAGAAUACCCAUGGCCGAGUUUGGCUGGCAGCUGGCGCAGCUUGCGCAAAACGGCAGCAAACCACGCCUGUAA
Molecule: messenger RNA, 1101 nt
Organism: Akanthomyces muscarius
Lineage: Eukaryota; Fungi; Ascomycota; Sordariomycetes; Hypocreales; Cordycipitaceae
Exons: 3
Coding region: 1-1101 (366 amino acids)
Biological process (GO): protein phosphorylation
Molecular function (GO): protein kinase activity
Source: RefSeq, a predicted model, not a curated record